Molecule: messenger RNA, 794 nt
Organism: Aaosphaeria arxii CBS 175.79
Lineage: Eukaryota; Fungi; Ascomycota; Dothideomycetes; Pleosporales
Product: 40S ribosomal protein-like protein S14
Exons: 4
Coding region: 22-477 (151 amino acids)
Biological process (GO): ribosomal small subunit assembly; maturation of SSU-rRNA from tricistronic rRNA transcript (SSU-rRNA, 5.8S rRNA, LSU-rRNA); translation
Cellular component (GO): cytosolic small ribosomal subunit; ribosome
Molecular function (GO): small ribosomal subunit rRNA binding; structural constituent of ribosome; mRNA 5'-UTR binding
Source: RefSeq, a predicted model, not a curated record
CCCCCGUCGCACACAGUCAACAUGCCUCCCAAGAAGAAGGUCGAGCGAUCCACCCAGGAGAACAUCCAACUCGGUCCCCAGGUCCGUGAGGGUGAGCUCGUUUUCGGCGUUGCCAGAAUCUUCGCUUCUUUCAACGACACCUUCGUCCACAUCACCGAUCUUUCCGGCCGCGAAACCAUCUCCCGUGUUACCGGUGGAAUGAAGGUCAAGGCUGACCGUGACGAGUCCUCUCCCUACGCCGCUAUGUUGGCUGCCCAGGACGUUGCUGCCCGCUGCAAGGAGCUUGGCAUUACUGCCCUCCACGUCAAGAUCCGUGCCACUGGUGGAAACGGAACCAAGACCCCCGGCCCCGGUGCCCAGUCUGCUCUCCGUGCUCUUGCCCGUGCCGGUAUGCGCAUUGGACGUAUCGAGGACGUUACCCCCACUCCUUCCGACUCUACCAGGAGAAAGGGUGGUCGCCGUGGUCGCCGUCUCUGAGCGUGUGCGCUCUAUUGCUGGAUGGUGCUGGUGGAAUAUACGGUUUUUUAUGGCCAAUGGGUUUAACGCUUGUUCAUGACCCCAAACAAAAAUUACGAGGAGAGCGGCGAACGGCUAGUUUACAAUAGACUGGUCCUGUACCCUGAUCUCCAUGUUGAACGGGAGCCUGACUUGGUCAAGGUAGUUCAACAGAACCUUUCUGCGUGAAUACUUUUGGCUGCUCGUUGCCCUUGUGCGUGAACUGUAUGAUGAUUGACAAAAAUUACACAUUACUACUAUUACAGUAUUUACUUCUCGUCCCAGGCCGUGACAACCAG